AUGUCCCUUGAGAAGACAAAGCCUGACGCAGGCUCCGGCUAUGAUGUCGAUAUUCUGGAGGCGCAGAGGAAAAGGCCACUGAGCAAGUGGGAGGCUUUCUACCGGGGAACAUUGUUUCAGAUGCUGGUUACGGGUGCCGUCGCGUUUGCGGGACCUGCCAUGGCGGACGCACUCUCCGGACUUGGUGGAGGAGGUCUCGCCACACCAUACGUCGCCAAUGCUAGCAAUUGCGUCUACUAUGCACUCAUGGCUGUGACAUGUCUGGUCGGUGGACCGAUAAUCAACCGUCUCGGCGUAAAGUGGUCUUUGGCCCUUGGCGCGAUAUCCUUCCCGCUCACGGGCUCAUCAUUAUACGUCAAUUCUGAGUAUGGAAUCCAGUGGUACCUCAUUCUUGGUCAAGCGCUCGCUGGUAUUGGUAUGGGAUUGUGGUAUGUCGCCGAGGCCGUGAUCAUUCUGAGUUACCCCGAGAAGAACCGGAGAGGCUUCUAUUUGGCUCUAUGGAUCGUCUCGAGGAACCUCGGUCAACUUGUCGGCGGUGCCAUCAGUCUGUCCACCAAUGUGAACUCAGACUCAUCGGGAGGUAUCGCCACAUCUACCUACCUGAUCUUCGUCGGUCUCGAAUGCAUAGGCUUUCCGGCUUCUCUCUUGCUUUCACCACCAGAGAAAGUGGUUAGGUCAGACGGUUCGGGUGUUCACACGGCAGUAGGCACCCACUCCUGGAAGAAAGAGUUCAAGGAGUUGUGGGCUGCUGCCAUCGACAAGCGGACACUCCUACUCAUCGGCUUCUUCUUCUACUCGUUCUUCUACAUAUCUGUCUACGGCACCUUCCUCUCAAACUACUUCUCCGUUCGUGCUCGCGCCCUCUCGUCUCUCAUCUCGCCUGCAUUCUGCAUCUUCGGCUGCUUCUUCCUCGGAUGGGUCCUCGAUAGGCCAAACCUUUCGCAACGUACCCGCGGCACGCUUGGAUUCAUCAUCGUCGUCGCCUCCGCGGUAGGGAUCUAUAUCUACACCUGUGUAGUUCAGGCUGGGUUCAAUGCCAACAACCCCGGAACGUUCGAUUGGUCGUCGCCGGGCUGGGCGAGGGCCUUCAUGCCUUACUUCUUCAUCAAUACCUUCGGACCCAUGGGACAGUCGUACAUGUAUUGGUUGAUCUCCUGCUACGCAACCGAUGUCCAGUCCAACGCACGCCACGCUGGUGUAUUCCGUGCGUUUGAGGCCGUUGGCCAGGCCGUCAGUUACGGUAUCAACUCGCACGCGAGUAAUCUUUUCAUUGGAUUCGGUCUGAACUUCGGCCUCCUUGUAGUCGCGUCCCCAUUGAUGUACAUCGUCGUCCGUACUAUUCCGGAGAUCAUGCCGAUGCAGGUGGAAGAGGAGAAGGAUAAGGAGAGGGCCGAAGCUCUGAGGGCUGAGGCUGAGACUGUGAAGUAGUCUUUUUUGGUCGUCAUGUAGCUUAUGGUUUUUUGUAUCCUAGAGGAUAUAGUAAAAGUACGAUUACGCCUUUAUAGAGCU
This is a messenger RNA of Stereum hirsutum FP-91666 SS1, 1509 nucleotides long. Its product is annotated as MFS general substrate transporter. Gene Ontology annotation, molecular function: transmembrane transporter activity. NCBI's taxonomy places the organism in Eukaryota, Fungi, Basidiomycota, Agaricomycetes, Russulales, Stereaceae. The transcript is spliced from 18 exons. The coding region runs from base 1 to 1428 and encodes 475 amino acids. The record is from RefSeq and is a predicted model, not a curated record. Gene Ontology annotation, biological process: transmembrane transport.